Molecule: messenger RNA, 1371 nt
Organism: Mesorhabditis belari
Lineage: Eukaryota; Metazoa; Nematoda; Chromadorea; Rhabditida; Rhabditidae
Source: the annotation of a GenBank genome assembly
AUGCCAUUCAUUCCCAUUCAUCUCCAUUCAUUCCCAUUCAUUCCCCUUCAUUUCCAGCUUCGCCAAUACCUCAUCGGUCACAAAGGGUCACUCGACGUGCAAACAUUGCUUCUCUUUUGUGCACAGGUGUCAUCAGCUCUCGAAUAUCUCCAUUCUCUUCAAUUCGUUCAUCGAGACAUUGCCGCAAGAAAUGUGCUUGUUUGUUCGCCAAAUCUCGUUAAAUUAACGGAUUUUGGUUUAAGUCGAGCACUUGAUCAUGAUGCUGUUUAUACUGCUUCUCGCGGAAAAUUACCAAUCAAAUGGAUGGCGCCGGAAUCGAUCAAUUUCCGAGAGUUCUCAAUGGCAAGCGAUGUUUGGAUGUUUGGUGUCUGUUGUUGGGAGGUUCUCUCAUGGGGUCAAAAGCCAUGGACUGGAGUGGCAAAUGCGGAUGUGAUUGGCGAAAUCGAGGCCGGCCAUCGACCAGGUUGCCCGGAUUCGUGUCCAAUCUCACUCUUUACAUAUCUCGAGCAACACAUCUGGGCAUUUCAGCCGCCAAAACGCCCGCUUAUUGCCGAGAUCUCACAAAUCCUGCGUGACGUCAUCGAGCAAUUGAAACGCCGAGUACAUCCUGAUCAGAUACGGAUUGUCAGACCGAUACAGAACAUCCCCGUUAUCCGUACGAACAUCGAAUCUCUUCCAAAUUUGACUUUAUGGCGAACGCUGGAAGAUCAACGAAGACAAAUGGAAGAAGAUGAGAAAUGGCUGAAAGAACAAGAGGAAGAAGAAAGAGAAAGCUUGGGAAACAAGAAUAAGCGUCAUUCUUUCGAUGCGAAUGAGAAUUUGAAUGAGAUGCUCAACUCGUUGAUUCUCGAUGAGAUUGGGGGAAACAAUGGGAAUAUUGAUGACUCAAAGCCAGCGCUGACGCCAAAGCUGAUCCAUCACUCGACGAUGAGCUUACCGAAUGGGAUGCCCAACCAAUCCGCCAUCUCAUGCAUGCGUCAAGCCACUGACUCAAUUGUGGAAAGUGUUGCAAAACUGGCGAACACUUACAGUCAACACGUUAAACACGAGCAUUUCGUGCAAGCUAUUAAGGAAAUCACGUCAAAACUCCGCGAAAUGUUCUCCGAGUCGUCGUCAAUGAUCAACGAUUGUACACAAGAGAAACAGCAUGAGAUCGAGAAAUGUGAGGGAUUGAUUGGAAACGAUAUGCGGCAAAUGAGUCGAGCUAUGCAAUCAUUGACUGAACAGGGAACACUAGUGACCUACAACGCGCAUCGCCGAGACGUGAUCCGAAUCGCGCACGAUCUCGCGCACAAUUGUCAGUCAUUCGUGGCUCUUCUCGAGCAAAGACAUCAGAAAGCGGCUGAAUUCUCUUCAAUUCUUAGCGAUUGC